This is a messenger RNA of Caenorhabditis briggsae, 1278 nucleotides long. RefSeq names its product Protein CBR-CKR-1 (gene Cbr-ckr-1). Gene Ontology annotation, cellular component: membrane. Gene Ontology annotation, biological process: neuropeptide signaling pathway. Gene Ontology annotation, molecular function: neuropeptide receptor activity. The coding region runs from base 1 to 1278 and encodes 425 amino acids. NCBI's taxonomy places the organism in Eukaryota, Metazoa, Nematoda, Chromadorea, Rhabditida, Rhabditidae. The record is from RefSeq and is a predicted model, not a curated record. The transcript has 10 exons.
AUGCGAGAAUGUUCGGUGAUAAUCAGUCCAUACACAGUCAUGAUCUCUGCAGUGUUUAUUCUAUGCCUCAUUCUUUCUCUUCUUGGUAAUGCAAUUGUAAUCCUCACAAUCCUCGGAAAGUCACAUCGGUCGCGGAGCAUCACAAAUUUCUAUCUUUUAAAUCUGGCAUUCGCCGACCUCCUUCGAAGUAUCAUUUGCAUUCCAAGCACACUUCUCGGUGAAUUAACACACUGUUGGCUUCUUGGAGCAGCCAUGUGUAAAAUUGUUGCAUUUCUUCAACCUGUUGGAGUUUGUGCAUCUGCCUACACUCUUGCAGUCAUUGCCAUCGAACGCUACUAUGCAAUUUGUAGACCGUUGGAGUCGAGAAAAUGGCAAACUAAGAAGCGCGCCCUGAUCACCAUCUCUUUAGUCUGGUGUUUCUCAUUUUCCGCCAACCUAACUAGCCUUUUUCUCUAUGACACUGUUCCAAUCGGAAACAAAUUCACAUGUGAUUCUACCAAAGGACCACUGGUGGAUUUCAUUUAUCAGCUUUAUUUAACAUUUACUCUUCUAUUCGUCCCAUUGGCUCUGAUGGUUGGUCUUUAUGGAAAUGUGAUAAUAACAUUAAACACUGCAAUUAACAGUGAUCAUCCGACUGUCGAGCAACAAAUGAUCGAGAAAACACUUCCAUCCCGAGCAUCAUUCUCCGAUUGGUUUGUAAGUGCGGUUCAGAGAGUCCCAAGUAUGAAAGUUGUGUCAAAAACGUUCCAGUUCAAAGAGAAGAACUCGCUGUCAAUUCCUCAAACAACUGGCCUUUCUGCUCGUCCGAGCCGGUCAUCAUUCUCCUCGUUUUUCUCAACGCCACGUGGAUCUUUCGAUGUGACGAUGCUCCUUCGAAGCACUAAUCAAGAAAAGAUACUGAUUGCUAAGAAGAAGGUCACUCGGAUGUUGAUAACAUUGGUGAUUGUAUUUGCCUUCUGCUGGGUACCAUCCUAUAUGUACUGGCUACUGUUGCGGAUGGCUGAUCUAGCGGCCACCUCUCUCUGGAAUCCAGGACUCAACUCCUCGCUCACUAUUCUAACCUAUGUCAGCUCAUUGGCUAAUCCAAUCACCUACUGUUUCAUGAACAAAUCAUUCCGAUCGUCUGUUCUGGCUUAUUGCCGUCCGAAACCAAAACGUCCAUUGGCUCGCUGCUCCGCAAUGCCGACUCGCAAAAGUCCAUCGAAAGAAUCGCCAACACAUCUUCCGAUUCCUAUGAUUAAGAUUGAUCUUGUCAUGGAUAGCAGUGUUCAUAUUUAA